AUGGAGUAUCAGAUAGUGCAUGACAAAUUGUAUCAGAAGAUGGAAGACAAAGCAAUCGUAAAGCAACUAAUAGAUAGUAUUCUACAGCAGGUUGAGGGAGUACUAGGAAACAUUAAGUAUAUUCAUGAGGAAGGUUCCAAAACACUGGAGGAAGUGGUGACUAGACUGAUGAAGGGACAGAAAAUGGAUGAAGUGAAACUGAUGAAACGUGAUGAACUUGCUAUAGAUUGGCAUCCGAACUUUAACACAUACCUAGCCAUGAAACGAGUGUACGUAGAGACAAUGAACGUUUCAAACUGCUGGGUUCCUAAGUCUAUGUGCAGUGAAGCCUGCCAUCCUGGAUACAGGAGAGUUUUACGACAAGAAGAGCCACCAUGUUGCUUUGACUGUAUCCCUUGUUCAGAUGGAGAAAUUUCUAAUGCCUCUGGUAUGUGUAUUUGCACAAAGUGCCCACAAGAUUACUGGACAAACUCAGCGAAAAUCGUCUGCAUUAAAAAAUACCUUGAGUUUCUUUCUUAUGAAGAUCCUUUGGGCAUAUCAUUAGCAAUGACAGCUGUGGUUUCAUCACUGGUGCCAAUUGUUGUUUUAUGUAUCUUCAUCAAACACCAUAACACUCCAGUAGUCAAAGCAAAUAACCGGGAAGUCAGCUACUUCCUCCUUGUAACCCUUACAUUUUGUUUACUGACAGCUUUAAUAUUUAUUGGCCCUCCAAACAAUGAGACAUGCAUUUUCAGACAAACAGCUUUUGGUAUAUUCUUUUCCAUCUGUGUGUCAUCUGUACUGGCAAAAACCAUCACAGUAGUGAUUGCAUUUAAUGCCACAAAACCUGGAAGUCAUUUAAAGAGCUUGGUUGGAUCAAAGACAUCAUUUUAUAUAAUAUUUUGUUGUUUUGCAUUUCAGUUUAUUAUAUGUAUCAUAUGGCUCUCUAUUUCACCACCCUUCUCAGAUACUGACAAAACACUUCCAGAGAAAAUACUAAUUCAGUGUAAUGAAGGCUCCAUAUUCAUGUUUUAUUGCAUGCUGGGAUAUUUAGGCAUAUUAGCAACAAUAAGCCUUAUAAUUGCCUUCUUGGCCAGAAACUUACCAGAUGGCUUCAAUGAGGCCAGAUUUAUCACAUUUAGUAUGAUUGUUUUUAUAAGUGUGUGGCUUUCAUUUGUACCUGCAUAUAUCAGCACAAGGGGGAUGUAUAUGGUUGCUGUAGAGGUUUUUGCCAUUCUCUCAUCUAGCAUUGGCUUACUGCUUUGCAUUUUUUUACCCAAAUGCUAUAUUAUUCUUAUAAGACCCAGCAAAAACACAAGAGGGUACAUUGUAAGGCCACAAACCACAUUGUUUAAGGCAUAA
Messenger RNA from Protopterus annectens (West African lungfish), 1341 nucleotides. RefSeq names its product vomeronasal type-2 receptor 26-like. The record is from RefSeq and is a predicted model, not a curated record. Gene Ontology annotation, biological process: G protein-coupled receptor signaling pathway. Gene Ontology annotation, molecular function: G protein-coupled receptor activity. Gene Ontology annotation, cellular component: membrane. The transcript has 4 exons. The coding region runs from base 1 to 1341 and encodes 446 amino acids. NCBI's taxonomy places the organism in Eukaryota, Metazoa, Chordata, Ceratodontiformes, Protopteridae.